CCCAAGGCUCGGCCGAUCUUGGCUAUUCGCUGGUUUCUGACAGCAAUACGUUCGUGGGAUUGCAAGAAGUAUGUAAAAUCUUUGCCGGAGUGUACUUUCCCGCCGCCUAACUGACUGAAAUGAGAUCAUCGGGAAUGAGGAAUUUGAAAACAUCACAGUCCCUCGCAAUUACGCACCACGAACCCUACUACCCAAAAGGGACACUGAAACGUUCCUUGGAAAACUGCCGCCCAGGCCUAUCAUCCAAGCACUUGUCGAUUUCUUUUUUGAUCAUGUCAAUUGGCAUUACUCUAUUCUGGAGAGGUUUUAUUUUGACAGCUUGCUUUCACGAUGGCCACCUUCGGAAGAAAUGGAGACCGUGAGCUACCUGACAACUAAAGAACUUUCCAUGGAGAUGCGAUAUUUUCCGGCCUUACUCUUCCAAGUGAUUGCCUUAUCACUGCAAUUUGUACCAACUGGCUGGGACGUCUGGUCAAGGUUACCCGCAGCGGGAAUUUUGGCUUCGGAGCAAUAUAGCGACCUCGGUGACGAGCUGUUGUCGCUGUUGGGGAGACCUGGGUUGGCUCUCGUUGCAGUUCAAGCAGACUUCCUCCGGUCAUCGUGGCUGAAGAAUUGCGGACGAGGCAUUGAAUCUUGGCAUACGGUUGGAUCUGCUAUUAGACAGGCUCAAGAACUUCGACUUCAUCAGCAAAAGGAAAUUCAUCAGACUCAUCACUUAAAUGUUGGCAAAACGCUAAGUUUGUUCUGGUACGAAGAGAAUAAGAAACGCCUUUGGAUUAAUCUGUUCGUCUGGGAUAGCUUCAUGGCGAUGAUUCUCGGUCGCCCUCGGAUGAUAAACUUGGAUGACUGUGAUACGAAGCCGCCUAUGAAUUGUAAUAUCCCUAGGGACCCUUCCACCGCGAUACCGAUGACAGUGCGCCCUGAAGACAGUCACAGUCCUGUAAUGAUCUCCGCGCCACUAUUUCGAUACUCUCUUGCAUGCAAAGUGCAUAAAAUGAAGGCUACGAGAGCAGACAGCCCUCGCCUGACCAAUUACACUAUUGUCCAAACGUUACAUGAGGAAAUAAUGUUAUUGAUGGACGAAUUGCCUCCUUUCUUGCGGCUAAAAAACGCAGACACUACCUGGGACCUUGAGCACCAGUAUCUCCCCCAGCUUCGCCAGGAGUUACAGGUUAUGCUGAACCUAUUCGUUAUGGCAUUACAUCGACCACAUAUUAUAUCUAACGAAGAGAGUAGAAGAGCCGCUUUGCAGGCGGCGCUUCAAACGCUUGAUUGUCAACGGUGCUUUUUCGCACAGGCUGAAAAAGAUCAAUACCACUUAUUUGGCAUGGCAUUUUAUACGGUGGAUGCCUCAUUUCUUGUCUCUAUCAUCGCCAUUUUAUUUCCGCCGUCAAGUCAUAAAGCUAAACAAAGGGUUGACCAAAGCCUCCAGCAUGCUAUUGAGGACCUCUCCAGAAUGCAGUCCUCCAAUCCGAUCGCUAGGUCAGGCUUGGGGAUUCUCCGGCACUGCUAUCAAAAAGUGAAAAUCACCUUUGAACCGCCCAACAGCGCUUCCGAGUCCAGGACCGUCUCGCACGGCACCCCUGGUGAUGAAUUGAAUACCCUAAUCAAUGAUGUUGGGCUUCAAUCUUUUGAUUCAUGCCCAAACUUAGAGUCGGAUACUUCUCAAGUUAACACAGCGUCUUGGCAUGGGUCUCCAGAUCUUCCUUCGCUGUCGAUACCAGACGUCUUUAAUCAGGGAUACUGGUUGAACCAAUUGAAUAUGAUUUAUCCGUCUAUUUCCGACGAAGAUACAGGGUUGCUGUGGGAGAGUCUUUAUUCUGACUGAGACUUCGUGUCUUUCAGCCCUCAUUGGCCUUCCAAGAGCUAUACCACCCAUCGAAUGGUUGCGAUGGAUCACCUCUGGAAAUGAACGAGAGAAGGGGUAGUUUGUCAUAGUAAAGGAUUUUGUAUAUAUUUGCUAUGAAAAGCCUAACACGAGUUGUCGAGUC
This is a messenger RNA of Aspergillus steynii IBT 23096, 1991 nucleotides long. RefSeq names its product fungal specific transcription factor domain-containing protein. The transcript has 3 exons. The record is from RefSeq and is a predicted model, not a curated record. Gene Ontology annotation, molecular function: zinc ion binding; DNA binding. Lineage: Eukaryota; Fungi; Ascomycota; Eurotiomycetes; Eurotiales; Aspergillaceae. Gene Ontology annotation, biological process: DNA-templated transcription. The coding region runs from base 350 to 1828 and encodes 492 amino acids. Gene Ontology annotation, cellular component: nucleus.